UCCUAACAGUUAUGCAAAAUGAUUGCAUCCGAAAUUGGGUCCACAAAUAAUGUAGAAGGAAUUCAAUUACCGGGAGAAAAAGUGCCUCUUAUUAGAAAUAGGGGUAUUUUUUAUAGACUAAGUGCUUUACUUAGAUUUAAAAAUUCAUUAAACGAUGAACGAGAUGGCUAUGUAGAAUUCAGCACUUUGGGUACGAAUAGUAGUCGAACACUUGGAACAUUUGCUGGUGUAUUUAGUCCCGUCACUUUGUCUAUGUUCAGUGCCUUGGUUUUUAUAAGAAUGGGAUAUAUCGUUGGUAAUGCAGGAUUAUUAGUUACUCUAAUACAAUUUAUAAUAGCUUAUGGGAUUUUAGUUUUUACAGUCUCGUCUGUCUGUGCUAUUUCAACAAAUGGAGCAGUCGAAGGUGGUGGAGCUUAUUUUAUGAUAAGUAGAACGCUAGGUCCUGAAUUUGGUGGAUCUAUCGGUACUUUAUUUUUUAUGGCAAACGUAGUGUCGAGUGCUUUAUGUAUAUCUGGUUGCGCUGAAGGAUUGAUCGAAAACUUUGGGCCUUCGGGAUAUUUGGUCGGUGAAAACGAAUUCAUUCCAGAUGGUAGAUGGUGGCGAUUUCUGUACUGUUCUGUACUUAAUACGGCAAAUCUCAUUGUUUGUUUAUUUGGAGCGACAAUGUUUGCAAAGACCAGUGUUACUAUUUUAGCAAUUGUAUGUAUUUGUCUUGGGAGCGUUUUUAUAAGUUUUAUAGUGAAAGGUGAAAUGGAGGUUGCAAUUCCUGAUGCAAACACACUAGUACAAAAUCAGACAAAUCAUAUAAAUGGAAGUUAUACUGGCCUUAGUACGUCUACUUUAUUAGAAAAUUUAUAUUCAAAUUAUAGUGCUGAUUAUUCGAGUCACGGUGCUGUGAGCGACUUUGCCAGUGUUUUUGGUGUACUGUUUAGCGGCGUUACUGGUAUUAUGGCCGGAGCAAAUAUGAGUGGUGAAUUAAGAAAUCCUGGACAAAAUAUUCCUCGGGGUACACUUUCGGCUGUUUCAUUUACAUUCAUAUGCUAUAUUUUAUUGUCAAUUUUAACAGCAGCGACAACCAGUCAAUUUCUUCUCCAAAAUAAUUUUAUUUAUAUGAUGCCGAUUAAUAUAUGGCCACCGUUUGUUGCAGUUGGGAUUCUAACAGCCACUUUUAGCGCUGGACUAAGUAAUUUAAUUGGCUCGAGCAGAGUUCUUGAAGCACUCGCUAAGGACAAUGUUUUUGGUUCCAUGCUGAAUUUUAUUUUACGCGCUACUUGGAAAGGUAACCCAAUUGGAGCCGUCUUAACUUCUUGGACUCUAGUUCAAAUAAUUCUACUUAUUGGUUCAUUGAACACUAUUGCUCAAAUCAAUUCGGUUCUUUUUUUAUUGAGUUAUCUGGCUACGAAUUUAGCCUGCCUUGGAUUAGAAUUAGCUAGUGCUCCAAAUUUUAGACCUACGUUUAAUUACUUUACUUGGCAUACGGCAACAAUAGGUCUUCUGGGAACACUUAUCAUGAUGUUCGUUAUAAAUAGCAUCUACGCAUCGAGCAGUAUUAUAUUAUGUCUUGUAUUAGUAAUUGUACUGCAUUUGUUUUCUCCAAGUAAAAAUGCAGCUUGGGGCAGUAUCUCUCAAGCUUUAAUUUUCCAUCAAGUUCGAAAAUAUUUACUGAUGCUCGAUUCUCGUAAAAAUCACGUUAAAUUCUGGCGACCUCAGAUACUCCUUAUGAUUGCAUCGCCAAGAUCUGUAUGUCCGCUAAUUGAUUUUAUAAACGAUUUAAAGAAAGGUGGAUUAUAUGUUAUUGGACAUAUAAAAGUUGGUGAAUUUUCUGGAAAAGUUGAUCCGACUAUCGAAGAAUAUCCUCAUUGGCUCAGUCUAGUUGAUCAUAUGAAAGUAAAGGCUUUUAUUGAAUUAACAGUAACGAAAACUGUUCGCGAAGGUCUUCACCAUUUAAUAAGAUUAUCCGGAAUGGGAGCGAUGAAACCCAAUACCAUUGUUCUUGGAUUUUACGAUAAUGAAAUACCAAAGGAUUUUUUUCAAACCUCUCUAUACUCGACAACAAUGUUUGAAAAUGUUACAACCAGCACUAAUGAUAAAGUUUUUCCUCUCAGACAGCCUAAUGUGGAUAAAAUAAUUGAUGAGCUUGAAUAUGUCGGUAUGUGUCAAGAUGUAUUAAAUAUGAAAAAAAAUUUAUGCCUUUGCAGAAAUUUUCAUAUUCUUGACAAAUCUCAAUUAACAAAAAACUCUAAUUAUAAAUAUAUUGAUGUAUGGCCUGUAAAUUUCUUUCAACCAUCGGAUCAAGAUCCUUUUGAUACAACUUCUUUGUUUAUGCUACAAUUAGCGUGCAUCAUAAAUAUGGUUCCUGUUUGGAAAAACUUACAUCUUCGAGUAUUUCAUUGUGAAAUAGCUAAAAGCAGCAGCUCCAGUUUAAAUAUUUCCGAAUCACAUAAUUCAAUAAAUGAAUUUCCCCGAGUCUCCAAUGAAAAUAAAUUGAAAAAGCUGUUGAAUAUGCUGCGUAUAUCAGCAUCUAUAACUAAAAUAACAGAUUGGUGUGAACAAAUUGAAGAACUCAAUAAUCACUGCUUGUUGGAGAGUAAUGUUGAAAAUUCUUUUGAAGCAAGUGUUGAUGCUAUCGAAAGUCCGGUAAACAGUAUAUCUAAAACUUAUAUUUUAAGCGUUAACAAACUGAUCAAAGACUAUUGUGCGCAAACAGCUGCCAUUUUUAUAUAUUUACCCGCACCUCCAAACUUUAAUAAAUGGAAUAAAGAUAUUUUACAAAAACAAUAUCUUCAACUUUUAACUGAAUUAACUGCAAAUUUACCUCCAACUAUAUUGGUUCAUGGAGUAAGCGCUGUUACAUCUACAACUCUGUAAUAAACUAAAUGAUAGAUGCAUUAUUAAAUAUGUUCUUUUAAAAACUUUGUAAGGAAUGAUGUAAGUUGAAAGUUCAAUCUACAUUAUUGAAAUAUUUUAUCGAUACAA
This is a messenger RNA of Ceratosolen solmsi marchali, 2976 nucleotides long. Its product is annotated as solute carrier family 12 member 9. Bases 19 to 2868 code for a protein of 949 amino acids. Gene Ontology annotation, cellular component: membrane. Lineage: Eukaryota; Metazoa; Arthropoda; Insecta; Hymenoptera; Agaonidae. The record is from RefSeq and is a predicted model, not a curated record. Gene Ontology annotation, biological process: cell volume homeostasis; potassium ion homeostasis; chloride ion homeostasis. The transcript is spliced from 8 exons. Gene Ontology annotation, molecular function: potassium:chloride symporter activity.